CGAAGAAGACGGAAGGAUUUUGUUGUUAUUUUUCCUCCGAGUGAACGGUUGAGUUGAGAUGAAUAAACAUUUAUCCCUGGUUUCGGUCUGAAUGAACAUUUAUCCCUGGUUUGGUUUUAACUGAUGGGAAAAGGGAGGAGAAUAAAGAUGUUGCUCUGUGCGUUAAAGUCAUGAGAACAGGUCCAGCAGAUCAGAUUAAUGCUCCAUGAAGAGACUGGACUGUGAUUAGUCCCUGAUCAUGUCAUUGAUGGAGCUGUUCAGGGUCUGUACAAGAACUUCACUACCACUUGAGCUACCACUACCCUCAUUAAGAUGAAAGAAUUUAAUUCCCAGAUUAGAGCUGGAAGUAAAAAGUAUUCAGGGAGUAAUAAAAAUGAACCUUCACUUCUGUACAUCACUCUGGAUGAAGAUGUCUGCUGUAAAAGUCCUUGAUCUAGAUCCAGUAAACAGAAUGCAACCUACUGCAGCAAAGCACCAGAUGUGACUGAGCUAAGCUCUCACAAACACUGAUGAAUUGUUGUACUGGGUGAACACUGUUGUACAAGGAAGAACGACCUCCUGCUAGAACUGAGUUGAGAAGAUGUUCCUCUGUUUGAUCAGUAGCUCAUGCAGCUGAUGUGAUCUUCCUCAAAAACCAGUCUGUUCAUCUUUUUCCUGCGCAUGGUCUCCGUAUUGAACCUCCAGUCCAGCUUGUUGUCACAGUCUACACCAAGAUAUGUGAAGGUCCUGUCCUCUGAUACAGGCCUGAGACAUGCUGACUGUCUGAUGAUACCAGCAACUGACAUGUUAUUGUGUAUUCACACAUGUUCCCAUCAGCACCAGAGGAGAGUCUCGACAUCAGACAUCACGUUAGAGCCUGAGACUGCUGAUGGACUCAGAACUGUUUGUGGCAGUCAUCAGUCAGAUUCAUGUUCACAGAGUAAAACAGAGCUCCAGUUACACGGCCUUCAAAAGCAGCGAGAAGGAACAAAGGGAACUGUAGCUGUAUUAUGGAUCUUUUAGACUUUUCAUAAUGGAGUCAGGCGAGGUGCGGCCGAGCCCCUUCAGGACCUCCUGCUGUCAGUGCAGUGAGGAUGUGAGGACAGAAACACAGACAGAUUCAGGCAGAGGAGCAUCGGUCGACACUGUGAACCAUCGGAAACGUAUUAAACAGGAAGAAGAUUACCGCCGUGGAGGAACAUCAAGCUCCGUGGGAGACGUCACACCCGCGGAUGUCCAGAAACCCGUAAUAAAGGAAGAACCUGAAGACGAAGACUACCUCUGUGAGGGAACAUCGAGUCCCGUGGAGCAAAGCAGCCAUGUGGACGACGAGAAUGAAGAAUUUCAGAUCAUGCUUGUAAAAGAGGAAGAGUCCGAAGACGAUGGCAGCAUCUGUACAACGACAGUUUGCGAAAUGGACGACGAUCACUUGCAAGUCUUCUGUUGCUCGUGGUGUUCGCUCUCUUAUACGUCACAAACAGACCUCGAAAAACACAUCAAGAGAAGCCACACUGAUGAAUAUGAGAAAGUGGUGAUUUCAGGAGAGAUUCAGUGUGAUAAUCUGUUAUUGACAAGAAGCUCCAGAGUCCGUCAGAUAUCCUAUGAUUCAGUCACCGGUAACAGCUCUCUCGGACAAAUGCAGAAAGUCUACCGUUGUUUGGAGUGUGGGAACAGAUUUACGAACAAGAGCAACCUUAAAGCUCACCAGCGCAUUCACACCGGGGAGAAGCCGUACCAGUGCUCGCAGUGCGGGAAGAGCUUCACUCGACAGAGUUCUCUCCAGCAGCACCAGGUGGUUCACACGGGAGAGAAGCCACAUCACUGCUCGGAGUGUGGAAAGACUUUCACUCGCCAGAGUUCUCUCCAGCAACAUCGGCGCAUUCACACGGGGGAGAAGCCACAUCACUGCUCUGAGUGCGGGAAACGCUUUCCUCGCCAGAGCGAUCUCCAAAAACACCAGCGCAUUCACACUGGGGAGAAACCGUAUCAGUGCUCGCAGUGCGGGAAGAGCUUUAGUCAAAAAGGUAAUCUUCAAACACACCAGCAGAUUCACACAGAAGAGAAACCAUAUCACUGCUCGCAGUGCGGGAAGAGUUUCACCUGGCAGAGCACGUUUCAAACGCACCAGCGCAUUCACGCCAGAAAAGCCAUGUCAGUCAUCACGGUGUAAGAACUUCUAGCUGUCGGACUUCUCCACAUUAAUAUACACUACUGAAGUCACAGCUACGGGAUUUCCUGCUGCCGAUGCCAUCGAAAUAUUUAAAAAAAUGUUCUGGUGCAUUUUUUUUUAUACAUUUGAUUUGUCUCUUUGGCCCUAAAAUUCAAGUACAUUGUUAAGAGUUUUUAUUUCUGUAGUGCUCUUAUUGUCACCGAGCUGCUUUACAGAAACCCUUCACUAGUAAUUUAUGUUCCUUUUGAAUAAAUUGGGCUGCUAACUGUGA
Tachysurus fulvidraco (yellow catfish) is the source of this 2420-nucleotide messenger RNA. Its product is annotated as gastrula zinc finger protein XlCGF7.1-like. NCBI's taxonomy places the organism in Eukaryota, Metazoa, Chordata, Actinopteri, Siluriformes, Bagridae. Gene Ontology annotation, molecular function: RNA polymerase II cis-regulatory region sequence-specific DNA binding; DNA-binding transcription factor activity, RNA polymerase II-specific. The transcript has 7 exons. Bases 1013 to 2149 code for a protein of 378 amino acids. Gene Ontology annotation, biological process: regulation of transcription by RNA polymerase II. The record is from RefSeq and is a predicted model, not a curated record. Gene Ontology annotation, cellular component: nucleus.